CAGCAACACAAGCUCAGAGCUUUCUCGAAUAUCCUUCCCAAAGCUUGAUCAACGCGCACAUCGGAACAAGGAUGGCUCUUCAGCUGGCGUCGGUGUUUGCGGCAGCCCUGCUCGCCUUCACCCUCUUAGCGCCAACUUCUCGUGCAGCCCCGGCCCCUGCGCCGGCACUGGCAAGAAGAGCUGCCCGGCCUCCCGCCAAUGCUGCCUACCUGGGCCCCGCAGCUGCGUCUGCGAUACAGCGCAGGAACGCAGUGCUACGGGCGGCAGGGCCAUCCGCGCGCGCAAACUUUUUGCGCCAGGAGCGGCCCUUCAAUCUCCAAGCCGCCGCCCCGACCACUUUACCGGCGCGCGCCCCCCGGCCGGCUGCUUACCGCAGGAUACCCGCUGCCAAGGCACCAGGUGCUGCGAGGGCACCUGCCCCGGCAGUACGGGGAUGAGAUGCCGAUUGAACAUGGCCGUCAAACUUUUGGUUGGUCCUUUUCCAGCUUGUGUUGCUCUGCCAUUGCAUUGCUGGACUCGUCUGACAAUAAACCAAGCAGCUGCUAAAGGCAUUGCUCGUGGCCGGAUACCCUUGCAUACUUCUGCAUGUCCGCUGCUGCUAGCGCAUCUAUUUCUUGACCAAUGUCACAACUAUAACAUGGAUUGUGUCAGCACUGCGGAUCAAUCCCACCCCAAAGAGUUUGUGUCUGCUGUGACUUGUGGCAUCUCCCGGGGGACUUCUGGUGUACUCUGAGCUUGCCACUACAGCCUAAUGCUAAUUCGCUUUGUUGUUGGCGUUGUUGCAUCUUUGCUCAAUGCCAUGAUGGCACCAGCACGAUCGCAAUGUGCCGGUAUGAUAAUGGUGAUGAUUAUUAUUAUUAUUACAGGCUUUUCCUGCCAUGAGGCAAGGUUCUUCCUGCAGACAAGCUGCAGUUGAAGGCUGCCACAAUUCUACCCCUUGUUGGACUCGCCAGAUCCAAGCAAGACCCAGUCAACCAUGGGCACGGUGCUCAGUAUCUAUGUCGCCCCCUGUCAGCCGGGUCCAUGUGCUGGUAUAUGGCACAGGGCAAUUUCACAGUACUGUACCUUAAGGGAGCCUAUAUACUAGAAGCCUAAAUGAGC
This is a messenger RNA of Coccomyxa subellipsoidea C-169, 1101 nucleotides long. RefSeq lists its product as hypothetical. The record is from RefSeq and is a predicted model, not a curated record. The transcript has 4 exons. The coding region runs from base 72 to 437 and encodes 121 amino acids. Lineage: Eukaryota; Viridiplantae; Chlorophyta; Trebouxiophyceae; Coccomyxaceae.